CAUUUCAGAGAGGAGCGCGACCGCCAUUUUGAGUCUUAGCUCUUGCUGCACAUCAGGAACCAAACGGGAGCCGUGAGUGUGAGAGAGGUGGUGAGUCGCUGUAGCCGUGACCGGGCAAAAACACAGAGAGAAAUACACACGCUGUAGUUUUAGUUAGAAAACCUAUGAAGUGCACCUUGUAGUGAAAGGUUUGUGUUCACCUUCUGUGCGCUAACGUCCGAAGAGCAGCGCGAGCGUCUUUUGUCGGUUUAAACUUUAAAUGAGUGCGGAUUUAAUUUAACAAUCCGGUUUGAAUGGAUUGCAUUUUUCGCCGCUCCCCCCUAGAAGAGGGACAAUCGGAGGAGCACACGGACUGGGAAUAUUGCGAGGGAAGUUAAACAUUUCCUCACAAAUCGCAUGACUCGCUUGUUAUUGUUUUUUUUUUUUUUUUGGUGUAUUAACGUUUAUGCUAGUUUACGCUAACUAGCAUCGGCUAGCGAUAUACAGGCUAUUUGUUUUCUCUUGAAAACGGUUUGUUAUUUUUUCUUUUAUAAUUUGGGCCUCGUUGUUGUUGUUAUUGUUAUUAUUUGUGCAGACUGUUUAAGAGUUUAAGCUCGCACUGUGUGGCCGCUCGCUCAGUCUGCCAUUAAAAGGCGCCGAGAUUGGGCGAAUAGCGAGCAAGUACGUCCGCGUUUCUCUGCCCGCGCCCCCGCCGGCCUCCCUCCCUCAUUCCACGGCGCCGACCUCAGGAAAGACCGAGGUCGCGUCAGAACAGGCCCGGUUCGACCCGUGCAGCCCCGCUCCUUACCCGCAUCCUCAGACUCCGUUCGCUACGGAUCCCAACCCGGACAAGGGCGUGGGAACUCAAGACGACGACGGCAGCAACCGUGGUAUCACAAACAUGAACCAUCACCACCAUCAAACGCAGCAGCAGCAACAGAAAGCCGGCGAGCAGCAGCUCAGCGAGCCCGAGGACAUGGAGAUGGAAGCCGGUGACACGGAUGAUCCCCCAAGAAUCCCUCAAAAUCCGGUCAUCAACGGGAAUGUGGCAAUGGCAGACGGUCACAACAACACAGAAGAAGACAUGGAGGACGAUACGAGCUGGCGUUCCGAGGCCACGUUCCGCUUCGUGGUGGAGCGCUUCAGCCGACUCAGCGAGUCGGUGCUCAGCCCGUCGUGUUUCGUAAGGAACCUGCCUUGGAAGAUCAUGGUCAUGCCUCGCUUCUAUCCCGACCGGCCUCACCAGAAGAGCGUUGGCUUCUUCCUGCAGUGCAACGCCGAGUCCGACUCCACGUCAUGGUCAUGUCAUGCUCAAGCCAUGCUGAAAAUCAUCAACUACAAGGACGACGAGAAGUCGUUCAGCCGGCGCAUAAGCCACCUGUUCUUCCACAAAGAAAACGACUGGGGUUUCUCCAACUUCAUGUCAUGGAGCGACGUCACCGACCCGGAGAGAGGCUUCGUAGAAGACGACAAGGUCACGUUCGAAGUGUCCGUCCAGGCUGACGCUCCUCACGGCGUGGCGUGGGAUUCGAAGAAGCAUACAGGAUACGUAGGAUUAAAGAACCAAGGAGCCACGUGCUACAUGAACAGCCUGCUGCAGACACUGUUUUUCACCAACCAGCUCCGGAGGGCGGUUUACAUGAUGCCCACCGAGGGAGACGACUCCUCCAAAAGUGUCCCCCUGGCAUUGCAGAGGGUCUUCUACGAACUCCAGCACAGCGAUAAACCCGUCGGCACCAAGAAGCUGACCAAGUCUUUUGGGUGGGAGACGUUGGACAGUUUCAUGCAGCACGACGUCCAGGAGCUGUGCAGAGUGCUUUUGGACAACGUCGAGAACAAGAUGAAGGGGACGUGUGUGGAAGGAACCAUCCCGAAGCUCUUCAGGGGCAAGAUGGUGUCCUACAUCCAGUGUAAGCACGUGGAUUACAGAUCUGAGCGAAUAGAGGAUUACUACGACAUCCAGCUCAGCAUAAAGGGAAAGAAAAACAUCUUCGAGUCGUUUAAAGAUUACGUGGCAGUGGAGCAGCUCGACGGGGAUAACAAGUACGAUGCAGGGGAGCACGGCCUACAGGAAGCCGAGAAGGGCGUGAAGUUCCUGACUUUUCCUCCCAUCCUGCACUUACAGCUCAUGAGGUUCAUGUACGACCCCCAAACCGACCAAAAUAUUAAGAUCAACGACAGGUUUGAGUUUCCCGAUCAGUUACCGCUGGACGAGUUCCUGCAGAAGCCGGAUGUGAAGGACCCGGCCAACUACAUCCUGCAUGCCGUGUUGGUGCACAGCGGAGACAACCACGGUGGCCACUACGUCGUCUAUCUCAACCCAAAAGGAGACGGCAAAGUGAGUGUCACGGAGCCAAUAUGGUGCAAGUUUGACGACGACGUCGUUUCCCGGUGCACUAAAGAAGAGGCCAUCGAGCACAACUACGGCGGCCACGACGAUGACCUCUCGGUGCGCCACUGCACCAACGCUUACAUGUUGGUCUACAUCAGAGAGUCCAAGCUCAGCGAGGUGCUGCAGCCGGUCACAGACAUGGACAUCCCUCAGCAACUGGUGGAGAGGCUGCAGGAGGAGAAGCGGGUGGAGGCUCAGAAACGGAAGGAGCGACAGGAAGCUCAUCUCUACAUGCAAGUGCAGAUGGUGACAGAAGACCAGUUCUGUGGUCACCAGGGCAACGACAUGUACGACGAGGAGAAAGUGAAGUAUACGGUGUUCAAGGUGCUGAAGAGCUCCACCCUGGCCGAGUUUGUGCAGAACCUCAGUCAGACCAUGGGUUUCCCACAGGACCAGAUGCGGCUGUGGCCCAUGCAGGCCAGGAGUAACGGCACCAAGCGGCCGGCCAUGUUGGACUACGAAGCAGACUGCAACAAGUCUAUGAUUGACUUGAGCGACAACGAGAACCCCUGGACAAUAUUUCUGGAAACCGUAGAUCCGGAAAUGGCUGCCAGCGGCGCGACAUUACCCAAGUUCGACAAAGACCACGACGUCAUGUUGUUCUUGAAGAUGUACGACUCCAAAACCAGAAGCUUAAAUUAUUGUGGACAUAUCUACACACCUAUAUCCUGUAAAAUACGAGACUUGCUGCCUGUCAUGUGUGAAAGAGCAGGGUUUCAGCAGGGAACUAGUCUUAUCCUCUAUGAGGAAGUUAAACCGAAUUUAACGGAGCGGAUCCAGGACAUCGACGUCUCCCUGGAUAAAGCUCUGGAUGAGCUCAUGGACGGAGACAUAAUAGUGUUCCAGAAGGAGGACCCAGAAAACGAGACCAGUGAGCUACCAACAGCUAAAGACUACUUCAGAGACCUGUAUCACCGCGUGGACGUCAUCUUCUGUGACAAAACCAUCCACAACGAUCCCGGCUUCGUCGUCACACUAUCCAACAGAAUGAACUACUUCCAGGUGGCGAAGACUGUGGCACAGAGGUUAAACACUGACCCCAUGCUCCUACAGUUCUUCAAGUCACAAGGGUACAGAGACGGCCCGGGGAACCCACUCAGGCACAACUACGAGGGAACUCUCAGAGACCUGCUGCAGUUCUUCAAACCCCGGCAGCCCAAGAAGCUCUACUACCAACAGCUCAAGAUGAAGAUCACAGACUUUGAAAACCGGAGGAGCUUCAAGUCCAUAUGGCUCAACAGUCAGUUUCGGGAGGAGGAGAUCACACUAUACCCAGACAAGCAUGGCUGUGUUCGAGACCUUCUCGAGGAAUGUAAAAAGGCUGUGGAGCUCUCAGACAAAGGCUCAGAGAAGCUCAGGCUGUUAGAAAUCGUAAGCUACAAAAUAAUCGGGGUUCACCAAGAGGACGAGCUCCUAGAAUGUUUAUCCCCCGCAGCCAGUCGGACGUUCAGAAUAGAGGAAAUCCCUCUGGACCAGGUGGACCUGGAUAAGGAGAACGAGAUGCUGAUUCCGGUCGCACAUUUCCAUAAGGAGGUCUUCGGGACGUUUGGAAUUCCGUUCCUGCUGAAGAUCCGUCAGGCCGAGCCCUUCAGAGAGGUCAUGAAGAGGAUCCAGAGCAUGCUAGACAUCCAGGAGAAGGAGUUUGAAAAGUUUAAGUUUGCGAUCGUGAUGAUGGGACGGCACCAGUACCUCAACGAGGACGACUACGAAGUGAAUCUGAAGGACUUCGAGCCACAGCCAGGAAACAUGUCCCACCCGAGACCUUGGUUAGGGCUUGACCACUUCAACAAAGCGCCGAAGCGAGGGCGUUACACGUACCUGGAGAAAGCUAUAAAGAUCCACAACUGACGCGCUCUCUCUCCCUCUCUCUCUCUCUCUCUCCACCCUAACCCCACCCUUAUUAAAGACUCUAACCAGAAGUUGUGUGUGAGUGUGUGCACCACUUUUUACCACCUGUCCUGCGGUUACACAAGCCCUGCCUAUGAAGUCUUCAGCAAACCAGAGUUCCUGCUCAUCUUCUUUUUUCCCCUCCUCCCCCCCCCUCCCCUCCAAGCUCUUUGAUUCAACUGUCGCCUGCCUGUUUUUGUCUGGGAGAAUGAAUUGAAUUUUAACAAACGGGGAACAGUAUGAACUUUCUAGACAGGUUUAUUGGUGUUGUUGGGUUUUUUUUUUGGUUUUCUUUUUUUUUUCUCUGUUUUUGGUUUUGUUUUCCUUUUUAAUUUUUUGGUUUUAAUGAGUUGUUGUGAAAUUGAAGAAUUGGCAAGCUGCUGUGCGCAUAGUGACGGAGGAAGGAAGGAGGAUGGAAAUAAAAGCUCGGCCAUUUACCAAAAAAAAUAAUAAUAAAAACGAGAUGGAUGGAUGGAUGUCGGGUAUUUAACCAGCUUUUAACCCAAAAAGGAUCCCGCUGAAGGUUAAAGCUUGCUGAUAACUGAAGCUGUUCUGUGUUUUCUCUCUUAUCCCUUAGCGCAAAACUAGUUGUAUGGGUUUUUUUUUUUCUUCAUAUCUUUUUGGUUUGUUUUAUUAUUUUUUUUACUCAAUUCACACUUAAUUAAGAAUUCAGUCGUACCAUUCUCACGGACAACCUGUAAGAUAAAAGUAAAGAUCCACAGCAUCAUUUUAAAGACGAACAGCGAACGAAAAAAAGAAUUGUCUGUAUUUCAUUUUGCACGUUGGCACUUAAUAUCAAAGGUUCUACAUUUCUUCACAGCGGUAAAUGUAAUCUUUGGUCGUGUUUCGGCCCCCGAGGCCCCCCGUGUGUUCUUUUUCUCUUUCUCUCCCCUUCUCCUUAUUGCUCUCUCUCCCCCUUUUUCCGCUUGUCUUUCGUUUUCUCUGUCAUUUUUUGCCGUGGGAUCGGAGGCGUCGUCGCUCCACGUUCGUCCUACGUUAGCAGGAAGCUGCAGACUUUUGCUAGACUGGUUCAGGAUGUAGAGAAACCAGCAUUAAACGAACCAUUUAUCGGGGUUUUUUUUGUUUUCUUUAGUUUUGUUGGUUCCUCCCCCCCCCCCCCCUUUUUUUUCCUUCUUUCCCCAGCACAGGGGGAGGCGUGCUCCCGAGUGCGUAGUCUGCUUUGUAAAGACAAACAUUUAAAAUUGUAUAUUUAAAAAGAAUGGACAUGUAAAAUUAAAGACACACUUUUGUUGGGUACAGAUCGAUUCAGAUGUUCAUAUUCAUUGUGUGUAGUUUUACUUUGGAAACAGUUUUAUUUCCUUAUUUUUUGGGUUUGUUUUUUUUUUGUUUUGUUUUUUUUUUUGCUCAACUACUUGCUACCGUUCGUUUUAAGUGCAGAUGCAGAUUACAUCUUUUGAUUCCCGUUCCCUCCCCAGUCUACUUCCUCCGUGUAGCAGCAGUGUACAACAACUAUUCCUGUAUAUUGCCUUUUUGCUGAAAAAUGUAUGUUGAAUAAAAUUUUCUAUAAAAGCUA
Molecule: messenger RNA, 5792 nt
Organism: Tachysurus fulvidraco (yellow catfish)
Lineage: Eukaryota; Metazoa; Chordata; Actinopteri; Siluriformes; Bagridae
Gene: usp7
Product: ubiquitin specific peptidase 7 (herpes virus-associated)
Exons: 31
Coding region: 881-4219 (1112 amino acids)
Biological process (GO): protein deubiquitination; regulation of protein stability
Cellular component (GO): cytosol; nucleus
Molecular function (GO): protein binding; cysteine-type deubiquitinase activity; cysteine-type endopeptidase activity
Source: RefSeq, a predicted model, not a curated record